GGGUGUGGUAACCUGUGAAAACCAUUUCCGCAGGUUGAGUCGCCAUUCUUUGCGUCCUUUGUCCGUUUAGAAGUUGUCUCCGCUAGUCAGCAAGUAGGUGUUUUGGGAUUAGACAAAUUUACAGACUGUCAAACAAGAUCGAAUCUUUUCCUACGAAAGCUGAAUAAUAUUACGAACAAAUAGCUACAAUAGGAUCCAGUUAAAGCUUCACGGACGAUAAUCUGAGCGGGAAUACAUUGGUGGUGUCCCUCAUCAAAAGCUAAAAUGAUCACCAGACGAAGAGGUCGUUCAGACAUCACCAAUGUGGAGGUGUACUCUUCAACUUGUCCUUUUGAUGUUGAAGUCACUGACUUUGUUGAAAUGAUAAAUGUUAAAACGAGUCCCUCUGAAGAAAUUAGGUCAGAGAAUGGGGAUAGUACAGUUGGAUUAGAGCUGGAUGAUUUAUUUGGAAUCGACGAGUUAAACUGGACAUUUGAGAAGGAUGCAGUCUCCCCUCUUUUCGACAUUGGAUUGACCGAAAUAGGUGUGGGUGACACAACAGAUCAAGAUUUUUGGAUUGGCACGUCCAGGACCCCAUCGCCCGAAGGAGUGUCUGCUGUUCAGAAAAGGAAGGGGAGAGAUGACCCGUCUGGGCACAUGAUCAACAAAAACGCUGUCGCUGCGCGAAUUAAUCGUCUGAAAAAGAAGGAAUACGUGAACGGGCUGGAAAAUAAAGUUGGGUCUCUGUCGUCAGAAAACCGCAUACUCAAACAGGAAAACGUCCAAUUGAAUAAGAGGGUAGAAGAGUUGGAAGAUGAGACGAGGUACCUGAGAGCUGUGUUGGCCAACGAGAGCAUGUUAGCCCAGCUGUUGUCAAGGCUGAGCGGUGUGAACGGCAUGAAAUUAUCUUCCUCGCUUUUCCAGGGGUCCAACAAGAAUGACGACCACGAUUAUGCCUUGCCGCGGAAACGUGUGAAGGUGGAGGAAAAGGAGACUUCUGGUGGCGUCUGUCUGCACGUGGACAAGAACAACGUCUCAGUGGAGUUCUGCACUAAGUGUGCAGAGAGUGCAAGCGCAUCACUCAAAAUUUUUCUUCUAGGUGAUGAUUGUUCUACCAUGCUGGAUGAAUGGGUUACAGAACGUCCCUGUCUGCUUGGCUCCAUGUGGAUUCUGCUGUUCGGGAAGCUGAAGAGGCGGGACCCGCUGCUGCCAACUUGGCCUGGUAUUUUUUUAAAGGUAGUAUAACAAAGGGUGUAAGUGACUACAUUCAACCAGUAUCCCAUAACACCUUCUUUGUAAAAAGUAGUGAAUUUAGAAUAUAUUGUGGAUGACAAGUGUUCCACUACCUAUUACAUUGACAAUAUUAGAGGUCCUAUAACGGUUUGUUCACAAGUUUAACCUGACUUGUUGACACAUUGGUAUGUAACCCAGUUGUUUAAAAAAAAAACUAGUCAAACUAUCUUGUUAUCGAUGUGAUCCUGAUAGAAAUGGACAUCACCAAUUUUGUAUAAAGUGACAAUCUUAAAGAAUGUUAUGUAAAGUACAAAGAUGUGGUAACUUUUUUUUUUCUAAAUGAGAGAACAAUGUUUCAGGAACAUGGAUAUGAUUGAAAAUAAAUCUUAUUUUGAUUA
Molecule: messenger RNA, 1610 nt
Organism: Oncorhynchus nerka (sockeye salmon)
Lineage: Eukaryota; Metazoa; Chordata; Actinopteri; Salmoniformes; Salmonidae
Product: CREB/ATF bZIP transcription factor-like
Exons: 4
Coding region: 265-1224 (319 amino acids)
Biological process (GO): regulation of DNA-templated transcription
Cellular component (GO): nucleus
Molecular function (GO): RNA polymerase II transcription regulatory region sequence-specific DNA binding; DNA-binding transcription factor activity, RNA polymerase II-specific
Source: RefSeq, a predicted model, not a curated record